This is a messenger RNA of Telopea speciosissima, 1173 nucleotides long. RefSeq names its product nudix hydrolase 16, mitochondrial-like. The transcript is spliced from 4 exons. Gene Ontology annotation, molecular function: pyrophosphatase activity. The record is from RefSeq and is a predicted model, not a curated record. Gene Ontology annotation, cellular component: nucleus; cytoplasm. Lineage: Eukaryota; Viridiplantae; Streptophyta; Magnoliopsida; Proteales; Proteaceae. Bases 361 to 921 code for a protein of 186 amino acids.
GACACGAAGGAAAGCUUCGAAGAAACAGAGCUUAACUUUGGAAUCCCUUUCAGAUUCAGACAGAUAUAGAGAGAGAGAGAGAGAAACUUAAAGAAAUUGAACCAUGAAGAGGAGAAUUCAACUUCAAGGUCAACAACGAUGGCGAUGAAGAACCCAUUUGACGGCGGUUUCUCAUUAUUGUAAAGGACUUGUUGAGUUAUUGCCUUAUUGGAACUUCAAAGUAAAAGAAGAAGAAGAAAACUGUUGAGAACGGCUUGGUUUGUUAAUUUAAUGGUGGCGAGGACUCGAUGAUCACCGCUUUCCUCCUCCACCACCACUGCAAACCCGAUUUUGACCCAUCAAGAGAGGAUUCCUCAGAGCAUGUCUGAUUUGGUGGCCCGCACUGGUCGACAUCAGCAGCGGUACGAUGCCGGUUGUCGCCUCGUCGCCGGGUGUAUUCCGUUUAGGUGUAGAGAUUCUGAUAGUAGUGAUGCCGAAUCUGAGAAGAUUGUUGAGGUGCUUAUGAUCAACUCAACUAGUGGACCAGGUCUUUUGUUUCCAAAGGGAGGAUGGGAGAAUGAUGAGACUGUUGAAGAAGCGGCGGUACGGGAAGCUUUCGAAGAAGCUGGUGUUCGAGGGGAGCUAAUGGAUUUGCUAGGGAAUUACCAUUUCAGAAGCAAAACCCUCCAAGACGAGUUCAGCCCAGAGGGUUUGUGUAAAGCUGCAAUGUUUGCUCUACUUGUCAAAGAGGAGCUGAAAUUUUGGCCAGAACAGAGCACCCGCCAGAGGAAAUGGCUAGUCAUUCCAGAAGCAGUUGAGAGUUGCAGGCAUGCAUGGAUGCGAGAGGCCCUUGAAGAAGGCUUCUCCAAGUGGUAUGUUGAGAAGGUGAUGAACAUAGAGGACCAUAUCAUUUCUUCUCAUUCCUCCCUCGACCAACAUUGAUUUUGUAUUGUGUGCACACACACAUGUAUUGGAAUGCUCACAAACAUGCACAUACCUGAAGCUGUUUGGGGUAUUUUUCUAUUUUGCAGUCUUUUUUUUUUUUUUUCCUUCUUUCAUUUGCUUCAGGAAGUAACAGAAAACAAUACCCAUGAGGAUGCUGUUCCAAUCUGUUUAUUCUUUUGGCAUUGCUUGUUUAUACCCAUGUUCCUACGGGCUAAGACUACCUCAUGCUAACGACACCUUUAAAAUAUU